AUGGACGGCUUUGCGGAAGACCUGCCGCCGCAUCGAGCCCCUCGAAGAGUGUCGACCACCCCAUUGCCAGCACGAGAUUCUACGGACACAGACACCCCCGAUUCCGAUCUAGUCGAAACACUCUACAGCCAUCCAAAUGUCAAAAUCAUUUCUUUUACAGCCACCGGACGAGCUUUCGCGAGGAGUCCUGGAGGUCCCGCCCUAAGCAAUGUUGAUCCACCUAACUCCUUAUCAUGGUCCUCGCAACUCGAAAGAACCAUUGCCGUCGGACCUUUUCGUAUCUACCGAGCACCGAGAUCUGUAGCUUUCUUGAGUUGUGGUUCUGCCUUACAACCAAUCCUACGCAAGAGCCAGUGUUGGUGCAUAGACGAGGUCAACAGCAGAUUCGUUCUACAGAUCCGUCGACCCAAUUAUUGGAGAAUAGAGUUGCCGAUUGACGACCCUGAAGAUCAACAAAGAGCCGAAGAGUUGAGAGAGGUUCUUGACAAAAUCCUCCAAUUUGAAAAGACCGAAUGCCCGUUCAAACGCACAUUCACCGUUGAUCUGCCCGAGCAGGUACCCGUGACAAUUCUUCCUUGGACACCACGCUCGCAACCCAUCAUGCCGUCCGACGAUGUAGCUUCGGUGUCCUCUACUGGCUCGCGGAGGUCAUCCUUCGUGGGGAGAACGUCAACACCCACCCCCUUGAAUAACAGCAGACAACAUCCAGAAAUUCCCACGAGUCCGAUGUCCGGUAGGCCUGCGAGCGCGGCGUCUUGCGUGGUUCCAACGACAAUAUCUUUGUACGAGGAGUAUGGUAUGAGCAUCGAUCCGCUUCAGCCCAAAGGUACCGGUACUUCAGGCCACACAGAAUCCAGCACAAAACCAUUAGAGGUUGUGCCAGAACGUCCGACGGAUGGUGAUUUUCUAGAUCCAUUCCGUUCUAGCUUCCCCGAAUCUUACAGCUCCCCCUCGUUCUCCACAGACCUUGGCUUACACGCCUCUCACGGCGGGUCAUCCAUACUUUCUUCUAGUCCUACACAAGACGAUGCGUCUAUGUAUGAGCUACAUGAAGGAUCUGGUAACCGAGGUGGCCGCAUGAAAGCUCGACUACGACGACGAACAGGGGUUUUUACAACGACUAGGUCUGCCACAAUGCCACCACACUUGAUGCCAACGAUUGAUGGGUCUAAGCCAACGUCUUCCGCAUCAAGGGAUCCGCUUCUAAGAAGUGCAUCGGAAACAACGAGAAAACCUAUCCUCCAUAAUGUAGAAGCUUCGCGUUCCACCGAAAAUAAGAGCAAGUCGGAACCGCGAGCUUUGCCAACAUCCCACCCACAGGGAUCCGCACAACAAUCGCGACUUCUACGCCGAGACAGCGAGGAAUCUUUCCACAGCGUUGAGUCGUGGCAUUCGUCUGGUGCCCCCCUUCAUCCCUCGCCUCCUACAUCUCACGCAGAAUCAUUUGUUGAAUCGAGGAGGGAAUCAAACGAGACAGACACCCUAUCAGUCGAAGGAUCUAAGAUGAACAAAUCCUCUCAAAGUAGGGGUACCUCUCCCAUGCCUUGUGCGUGGGAAUCCGACUCGGAGGAUGACAGCGGGACAUCGGACGAAAGCGAAGCCCUGGAUGCAAUACCGACCGGGGAACUUACUACUCAGGCCUCUAUCGAAACAAAAGAAACAACACCGGCAGCUUCAGUACCCCAACGACCUUUCGUUCCACGUCAUAGGGCGACAACCAGUAGUAUUUCAGUGAGACAACGCGCCUUGUCACCCUUACCUCCGGCGGCGAACCUUUUUACGCCGGCUUCAACUAUGGAGCGGCGCCCAUACCGAAGUAGAUUAGAAACUGUCAGGAACCUUCCAAUGGCCAUCAUUGCCAAGACGUGUGAAAUGAUAAUGGGCCCUCCCAGUUCCCUCAUUCGUCUUAUACUUAAGGUUGCGGCCAAGAUUGCUUCUGGCCAGUGGAGGGGUUUGGUCUAUGGGUACAGUGAGGACGGCGAGGAAAUACCCGUUCAAUGGGAUUACUCCGAAGAAGAAUUCAGCGACUGGAGCGGCGACGAGGAUUAUCAACAUGACCAUCGCAGCAGUCACAAACAUCACGGGAAACGUGAACACCGGCAUAACAGACACCGUAGUAGCCAUGGCAAAGCGAGCCAGGGGUCAGGUGCUGAAAAUGAGUUGCGUAGGCAGCCUUCAUCGUCAGAUGAUAGCCGAAGCUGGGGUGUUGAUUGA
Fusarium sp. VM40 is the source of this 2214-nucleotide messenger RNA. NCBI's taxonomy places the organism in Eukaryota, Fungi, Ascomycota, Sordariomycetes, Hypocreales, Nectriaceae. The record is from the annotation of a GenBank genome assembly.